AUGUUAAAUAGGUUUACAAUAUUUAUUAGGGAUUUGCAUUCUUUAGUUAAACUAUCAACAACAAGUAGAAUGAAUAUAGAUAAAUGUUACUUCAGGCAUAUACCCAGUGAAGAUAAAAUAGAUAUAACUUUUUUGCUAAAAGUUAAAGAAACGAUACGGCAGUUUAAUUUAAAUCGGAAAACUUCAGAAGUAGUACAAAACUUAUGCACUCGUAUAGGGGUCAAUGUUCAAAAAGCAGUAAAUAAAAAAAUAAAGAAGAAAGAUUCUAAAGAAGACACCAGUAUUGAAGUCCAAAUUUUUUAUAAUAAUGGUGAUGUGGUCUCUGACACUUAUACAUGUAUAGAACUGUUUCAAUUACAAGGUCCUAUAAAGAUAAAAAUCUAUGAUCAUCUUUAUGAUGUAGUAUUUAAUUCACCAUGGGUCCUGAAUUUUAAUUUACCAAAAAGCAUUUUAGUAGGCUUUCCUGUCUACCCUGAGCAUUUAGAAUCAAACUAUAUGGAAAAGGAAUUAAGUGAUUUCAAUUGGUAUAGAGGAAAAAUGGUAAAUGAAAAAGGGAAUUCCAUAAUUGACAGCCAUGUUAAAUGGGAUUUUAUAAAAAAUUCUUUUAAUUACACUCCAGUUUCUAAGGAUAUUGGAAUGAAAUUAAAAUUAGAAUGUAUCCCAAAAAACUCUUUAAUGGCUGGGCCAAGUGUUGAAGUAAUUUCAAAACAUAUUGUACAAGCUGGUCCUGGCCCAUGCCCUUUUGAAUUGAGACAUUUCUUUACCAAAGAUAGAUUAGAAGAUAAAAGUUUUCGUUGUGUGACAUAUAACAUAUUAGCUGAUCUAUAUUGUGAUUCUGAUUACACAAGAACAGUGUUACAUCCAUAUUGCCCAUCAUAUGCAUUAGAAAUUGAUUAUCGAAAACAAUUAAUAUUAAAGGAACUAACAGGGUAUAAUGCUGAUAUAAUUUGCCUGCAAGAAGUGGAUAACAAAAUUUUCGACUAUUCUUUAAGUUGUGUAUUACAAAUGGAAGGCCUAAAGGGCUUAUUUUACAAAAAAGGAAAGUCUGUUGCUGAAGGGCUUGCUUGUUUUUAUAGAGAAAAUAGGUUUAGAUGUUUAGGGGAUGAUCAAAUUCUCCUAUCAACUGCUGUACAAACUGAAUCUUAUUUACAGCAUAUUUGGGAUGCAGUUCGAGAUAAUGAUGAAUUAAAGAAACGGCUCUUAGACCGAUCAACGGUAGCAAGUGCUACAUUUUUACAGUCCUGUGAUAAUGAAAAUGAAAUAAUUAUUGUUGGUAAUACACAUUUGUAUUUUCAUCCAGAUGCAGAUCACAUACGACUUAUUCAGGGUGGAAUUAUUAUUUAUUGGUUAAAGAAUAUUCAAUAUAAAUUAAAGACACAGUAUCCUGAUAAGAGGAUAUCAAUGAUAGUGUGUGGUGACUUCAAUAGUGAUCCUCUAUCUGGAAUUUAUAAACUAUACACUACAGGUCAUGCUCCCAGUACUUUACCUGACUGGAAAUCAAACCCUGAACAAGCCGUAACUGGUCUUAGUCUCGAACAACCAAUUCUUCUUGGCAGUGCUUGUGGAACACCUCAAUACACAAAUUUUACUGCAGGAUUUGCAGAAUGUCUUGACUAUAUUUAUUAUGAUAUAAAUAAUCUUGAAGUUGAGCAGGUCGUGCCUUUUCCAAGCGUUGAAGAAUUAAAUGCUCAUAUAGCACUACCAAGUAUAGUAUUUCCGUCAGAUCACAUAGCUGUAGUGUCAGAUUUGAAGUUCAAAUAA
Messenger RNA from Pieris macdunnoughi, 1761 nucleotides. NCBI's taxonomy places the organism in Eukaryota, Metazoa, Arthropoda, Insecta, Lepidoptera, Pieridae. The record is from the annotation of a GenBank genome assembly.